AUGGCUUCCCAUCCUGAAUUUGAGCGUGCAGGCAAAGAGGCGGGGCUUCAGGUGUGGCGGGUGGAGAACAUGGACCUGGCUCCGGUUCCUGAGAGUCUUUAUGGACGCUUCUACACCGGAGACGCCUACGUGGUUCUGAACAGCACCAGCAACCGCCGAGGAGACCUGCAGUACGACCUGCACUACUGGCAAGGUGCCGAGUGCUCUCAGGAUGAAAGUGGAGCCGCGGCCAUUCUUGCUGUCCAGAUGGACGACUUCCUGCAGGGCGCGCCCAUCCAGUACCGCGAGGUCCAAGGUCACGAGUCCUCCACCUUCAGCGGGUACUUCAAAACGGGCCUCACCUACCUGAAAGGAGGCGUGGCCUCAGGGUUCAACCAUGUGGUGACCAACGAGGUGGACGUUCAGAGGCUGCUCCAGGUCAAAGGUCGGCGUGUCGUUAGGGCAACAGAGGUUCCGGUCAGCUGGGAGAGUUUCAACCAGGGAGACAGUUUCAUCCUGGACCUGGGACAGGAAAUUAUCCAAUGGUCUGGUUGCCAUAGCAACGUGUUUGAGAAGCUCAAGGCCACCAAGGUCUCUAAGAGUAUCCGUGACAACGAGAGGUGUGGGCGGGCCAAUCUCCAGGUGGUUGGUGAAGGCGAAGAGCCAGAGAAGAUGAUAGAGAUUCUGGGAGAGAAACCGGAUCUUCCCGAGUCCCACCAGGAGGACACCCAGACGGACGUGUCCAACAGAAAGGUGGCCAAGCUCUACAAGGUGUCCAACGCCGGGGGGGACAUGGAGGUCACCCUGGUAUCGGAGCAGAACCCGUUCCCCCAAGACGCCUUGGAGUCCACUGAGUGUUUCAUCCUGGACAAUGGAACCAACGGACAGAUCUUUGUCUGGAAAGGAAGGGAUGCUAACAGCGAUGAGCGGCACGCUGUCCUGCAGAGCUCAGAGAAGUUCAUCCAGCAGAUGAACUACCCCCCCUACACCCAGGUCCAGGUCCUUCCCGAGUACGGCGAGACCCCCCUCUUCAAGCAGUUCUUUAAGGACUGGAAGGACGCCGAUGACACCGUUGGCAUGGGAACGGCCUACGUUUCCAAUAAAGUGGCAAAGAUACAGAAAGUACCGUUUGAUGUGUCAAAGCUGCACCAAUCAGAUUCCAUGGCAGCUCAGUACGGGAUGGUGGACAGAGGAGACGGAGACAAAAAGAUCUGGAGGAUUGAAGGAUCCGAUAAGGUUCUGGUGGACCCGGCUUCCUACGGUCAGUUCUUUGGAGGAGACAGCUACCUGAUCCAUUACCAGUACCAGCAUGGUGGCAGGCAGGGUCACAUCAUCUACAUCUGGCAGGGGGCGGAGUCUAGUCAGGACGAGACCGGGGCUUCGGCUGUUCUGGCCAUCCAGCUGGACGACGAACUGGGAGGUGGAGCAGUCCAGGUGAGGGUUGUUCAGGGCAAAGAGCCCCCCCACCUCAUGAGCAUGUUUGAUGGCAAACCAAUGGUGGUCUACAAGGGCGGGACAUCCAGGGAGGGCGGCCAGUCUGCAGCGGCAGAGACCCGUUUGUUCCGGGUCCGAGCCAAUCCAGCAGGAGACACCAGAGCUGUGGAGGUGGAGCCGUCCUCCUCCUGUCUGAACUCCAACGAUGCUUUCCUCCUGGUGUCCUCCUCUGGAUCCUGGCUGUGGAAAGGGAAGAGCAGCAGCUCAGCUGAAGCUAAAGGAGCCGAUCAUCUGUCCGAGAUCCUCCAGGUUACUCCCACCCAGCUGGAGGAGGGGGGGGAGGAAGAUGGCUUCUGGGAGGCUCUGGGAGGAAAGGAGGACUACUGUCACUCUCCUCGGCUCAGCAACUCCAUGGAUGCUCAUCCUCCUCGUCUGUUUGCCUGCUCCAACAAGUCCGGAAACUUCCAGAUGGAGGAGGUUCCAGGAGAGCUAACCCAGGAUGAUCUGGCUCCUGAUGAUGUCAUGAUCCUGGACACCUGGGAUCAGGUCUUUGUGUGGAUCGGCAAGGAGGCUCAUGAGGAGGAGAAGAGGGAGGCAGCGGUAUCAGCGGAGCGUUACAUCGGCACCGACCCGGCUGGCCGUGACCCGCGGACCCCCGUGGUGACACUGAAACAGGGAUUCGAACCCCCGACCUUCACCGGCUGGUUUCUGGGCUGGAACCAUGAGUACUGGAACCAGGACCCACUGGAGCGCUUCAUGCAGGGCCUGUGACAUCACUUCCUGUGUGCUGUGGAGCAGAAUGAAUAAAGAACAGAUGGAAGCGUU
Molecule: messenger RNA, 2238 nt
Organism: Cyprinodon tularosa
Lineage: Eukaryota; Metazoa; Chordata; Actinopteri; Cyprinodontiformes; Cyprinodontidae
Product: gelsolin-like
Exons: 18
Coding region: 1-2184 (727 amino acids)
Biological process (GO): barbed-end actin filament capping; actin filament severing; actin polymerization or depolymerization
Cellular component (GO): actin cytoskeleton; cytoplasm
Molecular function (GO): phosphatidylinositol-4,5-bisphosphate binding; actin filament binding
Source: RefSeq, a predicted model, not a curated record